This is a messenger RNA of Cyprinus carpio (common carp), 2318 nucleotides long. RefSeq names its product solute carrier family 2, facilitated glucose transporter member 12-like. The record is from RefSeq and is a predicted model, not a curated record. Gene Ontology annotation, cellular component: membrane. NCBI's taxonomy places the organism in Eukaryota, Metazoa, Chordata, Actinopteri, Cypriniformes, Cyprinidae. Gene Ontology annotation, molecular function: transmembrane transporter activity. Gene Ontology annotation, biological process: transmembrane transport.
AAGAAUAUGAAAUUCCUUGUGAAAUAAUGCAUUCUAAUUUAUGAACACAAUUCAGUCAGAGCCGCUAAGUUCCACUUAGUUCUUCAAGCACUUCUGCUUACUUGACACUUUCAGCCUCGCUGUUUUGCGUUGGUUAAUGUAGGCGGAGUUAAGUCACAGUGCCUUCCAAAACAAGGAAAGUGUGUCGAUACAAGGACAGUUAAGUUACUGCUACCCGGGAGAAGAGAGUCGAAGAGCUGCGAUGAUUUCAUAGACAGCAUUCCUCGUUAUUGACAUUAAAGAGUUGUACCACAACCCUUGAAGAACAUGGAAGCAUCUGAAGAGUCCAUAAGAAUGACUCCCGAUCCUCAGAGCAAAAAAUGUCUACAGAAUCAGGACACGCACAUAUAUCAAGAGAAAAAACCAUCUGCACAAUCAGGCAGUGGUGCAGCACUGGUGUUGUGUUCUGUGUCUGUGGCCUGCUUGAGUGGGUUGAUGAUGGGCUAUGAGAUGAGUCUGAUAUCAGGAGCAUUGCUUCAACUCAGGGAAAUUUUGAGUCUCUCCUGCCCGCAGCAAGAGCAAGUCGUUGGGUCCCUUCUGUUUGGAGCCUUUCUCCUCUCCCUGGGUGGCGGCACCAUCCUGGACCGCUACGGACGGCGGUUCUCCAUCAUCCUCACGGCGCUGCUGUGUGUGUUGGGCACGCUUCUGAGCGUGUGUGUGGUGUCGUUUUGGGUGCUAGUAGUCGGGCGGAUGCUUGUCGGCAUGGCGGUAGCGCUGUCUGGCACAGCGUCGUGCCUUUAUGCGGCAGAAGUGGCACCGGCCGCCUGGCGUGGGAGGUGCGUGUGUGUGUAUGAGUUGAUGGUAGUUUUAGGGAUGCUCUUGGGUUUUGGACUGAGCUGGGCAUUCGCAGGGGUUCCGGAUGGAUGGAGGUUUACGUUCGGUGGCGUGUUGCUCCCCGCUUUGCUGCAAGCUGGCAUAAUGCCGCUUUUGCCGCAGAGUCCACGCUUUUUGCUGGCCCAGCAGCGUGAGAAAGAGGCUCAUGCAACUCUCCUUCGUCUCCGUGCAGGAAUCAAUGGUGUAGACGCGGUAGAGGACGAACUUCGGGCGAUACGCAUGACAUUGGGGGCGGAGCGCCUGCACGGCUUCCUGGACCUCUUUUGUUCCCGUGACAAUAUGCUUCAGAGACUGCUUGUUGGUGCUGCACUGGUUUUCUUGCAGCAGGCUACUGGACAGCCCAACAUUUUAGCGUAUGCGUCGACUGUUCUCAGCAGCGUGGGCUUCCAUGGGAAUGAGGCAGCGACUCUUGCAUCCACAGGGUUUGGUGUGGUUAAAGUGGCAGGGACCAUUCCUGCAGUCUUUCUAGUGGACAAAGUGGGGCCUAAAGUCCUACUAUGUGUUGGAGCUGUUGUCAUGAUGUUGUCAACAGCAACACUGGGGGCCGUUACUUUGCAAAGUCACACACAUGUUUCUAGCCUAUGCAGAGGCCCCGUUAAUAAAGCCAACUUAACAGUAUUUGGGAUGGCAGAAGAGACUGAUUUCCAGACAAGCAAUCCACUGGGUUUGUACCAGCCUUCUUACAAUGAACUUCAAAACAAGCAUAAAACAAAUGUUUUCCUCUUUAAUGACACUAAGGAUCAUUGGAGUUUAAACUAUACUAAUGAUUAUAGGACAACAUUUAUGGAAUUGGCUAAGGGUUCUGAGAAAGACAGUUCCAAAAUUGCACUUCAGUCUCUUCAUGUUAAUGAGGUGUCGCCCUCUCUGAAAUGGAUCUCUCUGGUCAGCUUGCUGGUUUACGUAGCUGGAUUUUCCAUCAGCUUGGGACCAAUGGUUCAUGUGGUUUUGAGUGCGAUCUUCCCAACUGGCAUCCGUGGAAAGGCUGUGUCCGUCAUCUCUGCCUUUAACUGGGCCACAAAUUUGCUCAUAUCGAUGACCUUCCUUACUCUGACAGAGAGGAUCGGCCUGCCCACUGUGAUCUUCUCCUAUGCUGCUAUGAGCUUCGUGUUGGUGGUGUUUGUGAUUGUAUUUGUGCCAGAAACGAAAGGCCGAUCGCUGGAACAGAUCUCUAAGGAGCUUGCCAUGAAGAAUCACCUGAGCAGCAAACUGCUGCAUCAUAGAAGAAAACACGAGGCUAUAGCACAACCCUCACAGGAGGAAAAAGCCCUCACAAAUGUUUGACUCUUUUAAGAGAGGAAGUGCACAAGGGUAUUUGCAAACAACAGGACAGCCGAGCCUGUUACUGCACAAUUUAAAGUAUUGAAGAGAUAUAACUGAGUGAUGUUGUCAUUGUGAUAAUUUAGCUUAAUAAACCUUUCCAUGGCAUGAUGGGUCAGUUGAGAAGA